Plasmodium berghei ANKA is the source of this 675-nucleotide messenger RNA. RefSeq names its product conserved Plasmodium protein, unknown function. The transcript has a single exon. Bases 1 to 675 code for a protein of 224 amino acids. Lineage: Eukaryota; Apicomplexa; Aconoidasida; Haemosporida; Plasmodiidae. The record is from RefSeq and is a predicted model, not a curated record.
AUGAACAAAUUAAGAUAUCCAAGUAAAUGUAGAAAUACUCUUAAAUUGAGGAAUAUUGACACAUACAUUGAACAACCGCAUCAUGAUAAAGACAAGACAAUGUGUUCAAAAGAAAGAACUUAUUAUUCGCAAGUUAAAUGGAAAAAUUCUUGUGCAUCAUUAUCAAAAGUUAAAGAACAAAAAAAUUGUUAUAAUAAAAUAUAUUGUUAUAAAGAUAAUAAAAUUCAAUAUGGUGUUUGUAAAAAUCAUAAAGCCAAUGGAUAUAUUUUAUUAACUAAUGUAUCUAUACCACAUAAUUUAAAAGGAGCACACAAUAAUAUGAACAAGACAAUCCAAUUAAACACUAAAAUAAACAAACAUUCCAAUAAAAAUGAAAAUAUAUUUAUAUGUAAUAUAUGUUAUUAUAUAAACGAAAUGAAUGAACAAAUGAAAAAGAAAAAAAAACAAACUACAGUUUAUAACCUUGAAUUUAAUAAUUUAUCAGAAUAUCAAAAUGAUGAUGAAAAUACUAAAAUUACCAAAACAAACAAAACUAGCUAUGUACACAUGCUCAACAAUAAUUGUCAACAAAUUCAAAAAGAUAAUAAAAUAAUAGAAGAAAAAUAUUCAAAGCAUUCCCCUUCCAUUAAAAAAAAUUUAUUCAAAUUUUUAAAUUCUAUAUUUAGUAUGAAUUAA